AUGAUAGUUUCAUCCAAUCGUGAAGGAAAAUUUUUAACUCAAGUAUCGGCAGGGAUUCUUGAAGCAUUAAAUAAAACAGAAGAAGAGCAUUGCAACAUUUCAAUAACGAUUUGUGAGGUUUCGGGUCGAAAUGAUAGUGAAAUUUUGCAAUUAUCAUCACUGAAACGAUUCAAUUGCAGAAGGUACACGUUGCUGUUAGAAGAUGAUGCUAUUCCGAUUGUGAAUUUUUUCUCUUUACUUCGAACAGUUUUACAUCAAAUGGACGAUAAACCACAUAUCGAUUAUGUUAAAUUAUUUCAUCCCAUUAAUCUGCGCAAAAUCCCUUAUUAUUUUCAGAUAUUCGUCGACAUUCGUUUUGCAAUCACAGGAUCAGUUUAUUUGACUGAAUCGGAGUCAUGCUGUACACCAGCCGUUGUAUAUCGUAAUUCAAGAAUACCAGAUAUGAUUAGCUAUUUUAUCAAAAAUAGAGAUAAAAAUGAAGCAAAGGAUACAAUCCUUGAUAAUUCACCAUUUAAAUCUAGAAUGUCAGAUACAAAUCUUGUUAUUCAUAUUGGUUUUAUCAGUGCUAUCGGAAAGAAUAUUAUCAAUCUUGAUGCGUUCAAGCAACUCCAGCAGAACCAUCUUGGUCUUUCAUCAAACACGAAAAGUAUUGGAGUACAGCAAAGCUCUAAUGAAGAUCUAUAA
Dracunculus medinensis (Guinea worm) is the source of this 684-nucleotide messenger RNA. Lineage: Eukaryota; Metazoa; Nematoda; Chromadorea; Rhabditida; Dracunculidae. The record is from the annotation of a GenBank genome assembly.